This is a messenger RNA of Mugil cephalus (flathead mullet), 1504 nucleotides long. Its product is annotated as CD209 antigen-like. The transcript has 6 exons. Lineage: Eukaryota; Metazoa; Chordata; Actinopteri; Mugiliformes; Mugilidae. The record is from RefSeq and is a predicted model, not a curated record. The coding region runs from base 118 to 1083 and encodes 321 amino acids.
UGUCUGUCUGUCUGUCAUUUGUUUCCUUAUUUAUUUAUUUCUUACUUUUUUUAACCUAAGUUGGGUCGAACUGUGUCACCCUAUGGCAGUGAAGUCAAACUCAUUUUAAUUCAUUUCAUGCGAAUGUGGUUUGGAAGAAACAAACCCUCCAACACGCGCUCUAAACUUUCAUAUCCUCAGAGACCUCUUAACCAGACUGAACAGACUGAACCAGUGACAGAGCUCAACACCAUAGAUCAAAUGUAUGUCAAUGCGGGACCAUCGGUUUAUCCUGGCGGGUGGAACAUAUCUGAAAAUAUUUACAAUAAUGAAGAUGUGAUUCAAACUUUGGAGGCAAACAGGAGUGGAGCUGCUGUCUCAGGUGCUGGAUCAGUAAAGAAGACCUCUUACAGAGUUGUUGCAGUGUUUCUGGGUCUGCUGUGUCUUCUCCUGGCUGGAUUCAUAGCGAUGGCAUUAUUUUUCAUCCAAGGCAAUUCUCAGCUGCAAACGAAGAUGGACCUGUUGCAGACCAGUUACGACAACCUGACUAUAGAGAAGAAUCAGUUACAGACCAGCUACAACAACCUGACUAGAGAGAACAAUCGGUUACAGACCAGGUACGACAACCUGACCAGAGAGAAAGCUGAACUGCAGAUGACAUUUGAUGACAUGACCAAACAGAGAAAUGAUCUUCAGAGAAUUUUUCAAGACAGUCAACAACAAUGGGUGUGCUUUGGUGGUAGUUGCUACUACAUUUCUCGAAGCACAAAGUCCUGGCAAGAAAGUAGAAAUGACUGUCAGCAGAGAGGAGCAGACCUGAUCAUCAUCAACAGUCCAGAAGAACAGGAAUUUGUAAUACAGUUGGAAAGGUCCACAUGGAUUGGACUGACUGACAGAGAGAGAGAAGGGACAUGGAAAUGGGUGGAUGGGACUCCACUGACCACAAGGUACUGGGCCCCUGGUGAGCCAAAUGGUUUCCCAAACAGAGAUGAAGACUGUGCAGAAAUAACCAUCCACCAAUUACAGGAAUCACAAAACAGAUGGAAUGAUCUCUCCUGUGACGAUAAAAAAUCGUGGAUCUGCGAGAAGAAACUUACUCCAUAAAUCAGCAUCCAGACAGAUAAGUUAAUGAUAGAACAGUCAGGAAGUUCAUCUUCUCAACUGCAAUUGCUAAUACAAUCAUUAAUCAUAUAGAGCAUAGACACAUAUUCAUCUUCGCUCACUGUUUUUAACACUGAAAAUUGCUAUGCAUUAUUUUUUGGACUCAUCUGAACUUAACAUCUGAAAUAACUUUAUUCAUCAGUUUUACAAGGAAAUCUAGAUUCUACAUUAUCCUGUGAAAUCAGCUACAGGCAGGCUUGACAACAGCAAGCUGUUCAGCUGUCUUUGGGUAGUAGCAGCUGAAGUGUAACAAGUCUUGUUUAUUUUCUUUUUCAUGCAUGAUAGCAGUAAGUAAAACAAUGUAAAUACUAUACAUGACAAGAUGCAUGGUUCAUUAAACAUCUCAGUGUUUACUGUUGCUGAA